Aedes albopictus (Asian tiger mosquito) is the source of this 2694-nucleotide messenger RNA. Its product is annotated as transmembrane protein 235. Gene Ontology annotation, cellular component: membrane. The record is from RefSeq and is a predicted model, not a curated record. Bases 760 to 1638 code for a protein of 292 amino acids. NCBI's taxonomy places the organism in Eukaryota, Metazoa, Arthropoda, Insecta, Diptera, Culicidae. The transcript is spliced from 6 exons.
GUCGUCGUCGGCUCAGCUCAGCUCAACUCAAGGCAACAGGCAGCCAGGCAGGGGGUUCAGCAUGAUCUUGCGUCCAGCGGUGGAUUUAGUCGAGCCUUGCCCAUCGAAGAUGUCGGAGUGAGAAAACCGCGAAGCGCGUCAGAAGAGAGAAAAUCAUCCCCCGUGGUCAUAUUGGCGCUGUGCAUAGGUAGGCUGUUGUGGUAGUGUGUGCACGUAGGAUAGAGAAGAAGCUGUUCCAACAACGGGAGAUUCAGCACCAAGAAGAAACAAGAUCGCCGAGUGAUCCGAAUUGCCCCGUUUCUGUGGUUGGCAAGUUCUGUUAUUGGUAGCGGGUGAAAUCCGUUCGAGAUCGGUUCGAAAGUUUUUGGGAGUUUGACACCUUUGAUCCGGGAGUGUUAAGGGAAUGUUAACAGCUCGAACCAAGUGAGAUUUCGAAGCACUGGUUGGAAGGUGAAGUUGAAGCAGUUGGUGGUUCGAACGCAGAAGUGAAGAUCGAGUGGAGGGCAGAGUGAUCGGAAGAGUUAUUUUUUCGGUGAAACCGUAGCCAAUGAUCGCCAGUGAGUGUGCCCAAAUAACCUGAUUCCGGUGAAGAUCGUAGUUCCCGCAGUAGAGAGAACGUCCAGAGUUUGCGUUACAGGAAUUUCUGGAAGACGAAGAAUUCUCCCAGCAGCGAGAGAUCGUGUUUGUGUGGUGGUGUAGUUGUAGAGAAAGUACCCUAGAAAAUCCGACGAAGACAACGACAACGACAACGUAACCAAGAUGCCCUGCAGUGCAGUAACGUUGUCUCUCGCGACGAUAUCCGCCAUCAUUGCCGUUGCCCUGCUGGCAAUCGCCUUCUCCACAGAUAAUUGGCUCAGCUACGAAGUGAAGCGGAAUAACAUACAGACAUUUAUAGCAAAACAUCCGGAUGGAGCGUCACUCACCGAAUCGUUCAACAACAGGCUCGUCUACUACACCCGGACGCGCGGUUUGUUCCGGUACUGCUACCCGAAGGAGAAGCCCCCAGCGUCAUCUGUUCAAAUCUACCUCUCGCCGGUAGAGACCCACUGUUCCAACAUUGACUACUUCCCUCAGACCGAGGAGGACAAGUCAUCGCCCGGCUUCAACGAGGACAUCAUGGCUCGUCUGCAUCUGGCCCGUUCCGUCAUUGCCGCCUUCAUUCUCAGCUUCGUUGCCAUCUUCUGCGCCUUCUGGACCGGACUGUCCGGCUGCUGGAAGCGAUCAGCCGGUGCCAUCACGGCCACAGCCAUCCUGAUGCUGACGGCCUGUCUGCUCGCGGCCGGUGCCAUGGGCCUCUGGCACACGGUGGAGUUCUUCGAGAAGGAGAAGGUCGUCGGCGACGAUUACUACCAGAGCUGGACCACGGUCCUCCGUGACAACACCCGCAUCUCGUACGACUGGUCCUACAUCGUGGCCUGGGCCGGUGUGGCCUCCAGCCUGCUGGCGUCGAUCCUCCUCUCGGGUGCGGCCGUCUGCCUCCGAGGCGAACGCGAGAAGGAAGAACAGCUGAACCUGCAAUACCUGAUGCCAGUGUAUCCUCAAAAGCAGCCUCCCUACCCCUAUGGUGGUUUCCCUCAGCCCCAGCUCUACCCGCAGCCAUACUAUCACGGAUCGCAGUACGGACCGUACAACUACUAAACGCACCCCUCAUUUUUAUUUUCGCUAGCGAAAAGCGGUAAAACAAAACAACACACACAAAACAAAACAAAUGUAAUUUUUGGGUAAUAACGUAACCGUCGACUAUUCGUCCGUUUUUAUGAUUAGAAAUCUAGCUGUUUCGAUCGAAACCUUACCCUUUGUGGGACAAUCAAAUCGGACCUAUCGCAACGAUCAAAGCCGAGAAUUAGCGUUUAAACUCCUCGAAUCGCGCGCCCUCUACUCUUCACAUCACGAACAAAACCAACCCUCUCGCUUCCAGUUUCCGCUUUUGUUCUAUCGCAUCCGUAGAAUAACUCUGAGAGACAUUACUCUUCCACCCUCCCCUCACCACCCAUCGAAGACGAAACGAGAGCGCAAUCGAAUUUUACUCAAGAUGAGCUGCCGCGCGAGCUUGGAAAACAAACGUCGACUCCCUCAUUAAGACACGGACUGCUCCUUAUUGGUCUUCCAUUUGUUUUAUUUUAACUAAAUUCUUUUCGACUGUGUACUUAACUUUUCAUAUGUAAAAUGUGUGUUCGAAAGCGAGUUGGUAUUCACCAAUUCUCAAGUGCCUUUGGCUCCUUUCUCAUACUUGGAUUUCAAAUUUCUCCCUCCCUAUCUAUCAUUAAUACAUUUUAAUUUCAAUUAUAUCAUACACGCAAAAGCCGGUGUCAUUCUCAUCAUCUCUUUCUCUCUAACUUUCUUUCUUUCUCUCUUCGCGAGUGUGUGUGAGACCGUUCCACUGUUUCCGGUAUUACUUUUUUUUUAAUUAAAUUUUUACGUCAACUACUUUUAAGUUUAGAAUGACAUUUGCUAUUUUUGUUUUAAGUAAGCAGAAGAAAAUCGAGGUUAAGAAUCAAGACGAUACCUAGAUAUGAUGCUUAUGUGUAAGUGAAGCUCUCGGGAGAACCUAUUUGUUUUCCGAGAGACGGAAGAAGCGAAGUGGCGAAUUGAACAAUGCGUAAUGCUGUUUUGUAUUAUGUAUAGAAGAAGAUAAUUUAAUACUAGGUUGUAAGGAAGAAGAAAAAUGAAAAAUAUAUUUUAGUUAUAAACCAA